Messenger RNA from Strongylocentrotus purpuratus (purple sea urchin), 1436 nucleotides. Its product is annotated as enkurin. The transcript is spliced from 3 exons. Bases 126 to 902 code for a protein of 258 amino acids. Gene Ontology annotation, cellular component: acrosomal vesicle. NCBI's taxonomy places the organism in Eukaryota, Metazoa, Echinodermata, Echinoidea, Camarodonta, Strongylocentrotidae. Gene Ontology annotation, molecular function: calmodulin binding. The record is from RefSeq and is a predicted model, not a curated record.
AUGUGUGGACUAUUUCAGUGAAUAUAUUGAAGCGAAGUGACUGAAUACGGCAAGCGCAAGUGCAGUAUCGAAAGCAACGUAAACACAUAGGAUUUUUGCAUUUUUACCCUAAUUUCUGCAUCAAUAUGGCCACGAUGUAUGGACAGCAAGAAAGUAUCUACAAUCUCAUACCUCAAGAGGAGGUCAAACAAGAAAAACAAGCCAGGUACACAUCUAAAUUUCGAGGAAAUGUGAAGGUAGAAGAGAAGACGAAGAAGACGUCCAGCAAGACGAUGGGACCGGCGAAAGUAGAACUCAAGAAACCCGAAGAAUUCCACAAGAAACACUCCAAGGAGCCACAGCUUCCUCCCAAGACUAAAUUCAGCUACCCUGACGAAGAAACAAAGAGACCAGCUGUCCCAAAGAGAGAUGAGAAACCACUCAUGGGUCUCAAAUCAAACAAGAACUUUGUCAACACUAAUGCAGUGGAGAACAUCAUGUCUGUACCCAAGAAACCAGCUGCUAACUUUGUGGAUACAGUGAACGGUGCCACACACCCCCUCACGCCGUCUGGUCUCAUGCCCAAAUAUGUCAAGAAAAAGGGUUAUGGUGAGGUCCCUACCUACCUUCAGCAGCGUAAUGAGGAAGUCCAGAGAGCUCAGGAGGAGUACGAUGAAUACAUCAAGGAGCAUUACAGAAGAGGAGCUAUGAAGUGCCUUACUGAAGAAGAACGUAAAGCAAUCAUGGAUGGACUCAAGAAGAACUGGGAGGAGAUUCAUCAUCAAUACCAAGGUCUCUCCGUCGUCACGGAUACCGCUCCCAAGAAGGCCCGUAAGGAGAGGAUGGAGGCCGAGAUGAAGCAGCUGGAGCGAGAUAUUGAGCUCCUGGAGAAGCACAAAGUGAUCUACAUCUCAAACCAUUGAAGCAAUGAUGCUAACUACUGAACUCAUCCGGAUUAUAAUGUCUGAGAAACAUGAGCAGAUCCACUUAAUGGAUGGAACAUUGAGCAGGGAUCAUUCGUCUACUUUGAAGUAUCAAUGUGAUCAUUUCUAACUCAUUGAAUCAUUUUCACAUAUAUGGUUACAUGGCAGCAGAGCAUUGAUCAUUGUUAAGCAGAUAGUUGUCAACUUGUGCUUUAAUUAAGCAAAAUAAAGUAGCACAGUCUUUUGUCCAUACUACAAACAAAAAAAUAUAUAAAGAGAGCCAUAUUUUUAGCGAACACAAAGUUGGUAUUUUAUCUUUUGCUGUAGCUGCAAGGAUUUUUUUAUUAGUAAUUCUUCCCCCCCCCCCCCCCCCUCAGUUAUACUUGUACACUAUUGUAAAGUGCUCAUUUGGAAAAAAUUGUAACCCAUGUCAAACGGUACGCUAAUUUUUAAAUGUAUAAAAUUACAGUGAUAUCGUCUUGCAAUGUAUAUACCAUGUGUAAAUAUUCAAUAAAUUUAUCUAUGGAAUUCAAA